GGUCAUUUUGUUAGAGCUUUGGGUAAAAUUGGAGAUCAAAAAACAGAAAAUGAAGUUGUUUUAUUAGAACAUGAUGUCCCUCACCAUCAAUUUUCCGAAGAAGUUCUAAAUUGUCUCCCAAAAAUUCCUUGGGUUAUAACGGAAGAGGAUGUUAAUAAACGCGUUGAUUUACGUCACAUAAAUAUUUGUUCAGUUGAUCCACCAGGAUGUACAGAUAUUGACGACGCUUUGCAUUGCCGACAAUUAGAAAACGGUCAUUUCGAAGUUGGUGUUCAUAUCGCUGACGUAUCUCAUUUUAUUCGACCGGGAACUGCUUUGGAUAAAGAAGCAGCUUCUCGCGCGACGACUGUUUAUCUUGUAAAUAACAGAAUCGACAUGGUUCCUGAUUUAUUAAGUUCAAAUUUAUGCUCGUUAAGAGGUGGGGAGGAACGUUUCGCGUUUUCUUGCGUUUGGGAAUUAGACAAAAAAGCCAACAUUAUUAAUACUCGUUUUCAUAAAAGUAUAAUUAAAUCAAAAAAAGCAAUGACGUAUGAAGAAGCCCAAAUUACAAUUGAUGAUGGUUCCCAAACCGAUGAAUUGGCCCAAUCUUUAAGAAAUUUAAAUAAAUUAGCGAAGUUUUUAAAAAAGAAACGAUUAGAAAAGGGAGCUUUAGUGUUGGCAUCUCCUGAAAUAAAGAUAAUGAUGGAUACAGAAACUCACGAUCCAAUCGAUGUAGAAGUUAAAAAAUUAUUUGAAACUAACUCAAUGGUUGAAGAAUUUAUGUUAUUAGCUAAUAUUAGUGUAGCUGAAAAAAUUCUUGAAGAUUUUCCAGAUUGCGCAAUGUUAAGAAGACAUCCAGAACCACCACCAAUUAAUUUUGAUCCUGUCAUAAAAGCUGGAAAACAUUUAGGUUUUGAAAUUCAUAUUGAUUCUGGAAAACAUUUAGCAGAUUCUUUAGAUGCAGCUGUAAAAACUGAUAAUCCAUACUUAAAUACAAUGUUAAGAAUACUUACAACAAGAUGUAUGAUGCAAGCUGUUUAUUUUGCAAGUGGAAUGUUCACAAAAGCCGAAUUUUUUCAUUACGGUUUAGCUGUUCCGCUUUAUACACAUUUUACUUCACCAAUUCGAAGAUAUGCCGAUAUAAUAGUCCAUCGACUUCUUGCAGUUUCAGUGGGUUCUGACUCAACAUAUCCUGAUUUAUUAGAUAAAAGAAAAACUAGCGACUUGUGUCAAAAUUUAAAUUACAGGAAUCGAAUGGCUCAAUAUGCUGGACGAGCUUCCAUAGCUUUUAACACCCACUUAUUUUUUCGUGGAAAAAUUGAAGAUGAAGAAGGUUACGUUUUGUACGUUCGUAAAAACGCUUUACAAAUUUUAAUUCCAAAAUUCGGCUUGGAAUCGACGCUUUAUCUGGGGAAAAAGGGUGAAGAGAAAUUAAGCAUUUUCGAAUACAACGAGGAAGAUCAUACCCAAAAAUGUGGCGAUAUUGUUUUUCACGCUUUCGAUCCGGUUACCGUUCGAAUAAGUUUGGAUUCGAAUAAUAUUCAGCACGAAAAAUUCGUUCUUCAGUUGGUUAAACCAUUUAUUGAAGGGUUCAGUGUGGCACCUUUAAAACCAGGAGAUGAUCAAGAAGAUUUAAGGGCUAGUCCACCUAAAAGGCGGAAGAAAAUGAAAAAAAAUCGAUAAAUAUGAUUUAAUAUUUUAAAAUUGUGUGUUUUUUUUAA
Onthophagus taurus is the source of this 1700-nucleotide messenger RNA. The record is from RefSeq and is a predicted model, not a curated record. NCBI's taxonomy places the organism in Eukaryota, Metazoa, Arthropoda, Insecta, Coleoptera, Scarabaeidae.